Messenger RNA from Columba livia (rock pigeon), 1512 nucleotides. RefSeq lists its product as uncharacterized. Bases 172 to 1272 code for a protein of 366 amino acids. The record is from RefSeq and is a predicted model, not a curated record. Lineage: Eukaryota; Metazoa; Chordata; Aves; Columbiformes; Columbidae. The transcript has 7 exons.
CCUCCUGUGGCCAUAGUAACAACUACAUUGUUGCUAUAGGAAUGAGUAUGACAUCAAAUGAGAUGCAGUCUUCUGGCUUGUAAGAGGAGUUGGGCAGUCAAAAAUGCUAUGUGUACAUCAGCGCUGACCUGCAGUUUGGUGCAUGGAUGACGAGAACAACAAUCAGAAGGAAUGGCUGGUCCAAGGAAGCGCAGAUGUAUCAGGGGAGUGCGCAGUACCUGUGGCGGGAAUGGCGUGAAGAGGAGGCGGAGGAGACGGAAACGUGCGUUCUUUCACACCAAGUUUCCAGAUGCUUGCACUGGUUGCUCAGAAGAUGGAUCACUUCACGCAGGCUGUAGGAUGAAUUUCCAUAGGGGUAAACAUCAGAAAGGAAUGAAACCUUCACGGAUGCACAGCAAGCCAGAGGCUGUAGAUUUCAGAGGUGUUUUCCAUAUAGAAGCUCCACAACUAGUUCUUACACCUGGAAACACAGUCCAGCCGGCUACAGAGUCCGACAGUGACAUUUACAUGGAACAAGAAACUGAUUUUCAGACACCAAUAGAAAUAAUUGAUGCUCAGAAAAUGAAGGAUUCUGUUAAAAGCCCAGACCACAUAGAAAGACUGGCACGUAAAUACAUGCAGAAGUGUGUAGUGGAGUCGAGUACGGAGUCCGAGUCUGAGUCCAGCGCGGAGGUCAUGCCUAGCCCACUCGCUGCAAGACUCAAGAAAUCAAGGGACUCCGGGGGACUGCAAUUUCUAGAUCCUUAUGACGGUGAUUCAGAAGAUACAUCUAUUCACUCUGACUGUAGCUUGACUUCUUUAAACAGUAUAAGGGUUGCACCAUGGGUGAACAGUGCCCCAAAAGCAAUGGCUCUGGAGGAUGCUGAUACUUCAGAAGAUGGAGAGUCCGUCCCUAAACCUCCAGACUGGCUCUGCCCAGAAACAAAAGUCAGUGGCAUUCAGACAGUAAAUGACUGUAAAGACCCUCUGGAACUUCCCAGCCAAGAGAGGGAUUUCCCGAGAAGCCUUUUGCAAUCAUCUGAGCUGACCAGAGCCACAGAAGCAUUUACCUCCAUGUGGGUGACACCAGACCAUUCCUUACUGCUGAGUGUUAACCCUUCAGCCUCUGCGGGUCUCCUGGCAAACCCUGGUGACAGUGCUCCACAACCCACACCAGCAGCUGACUGUGAUGGCACAUCGGCCAAACAGCCCCUAAUUAAAAGAAAACGAGGGAUGUCCAUUCCAGAGGGUGCUAGUGAAAAGCUAAGAAGAAAGAAGUCCCGUGCAACUUGAUCCAAUGUAUGAAUAAAUCACUGGAUAAACUGCUCUGAGGAAUGAACCUGGUAGGGAUUUCUUUUGCAGAUGGUACCUGAACUGAACAAGCAUUAAACAAACCUGUUACAAAUGCAGCUGCACUGUGCACUGCAGGCUUUGGUCUCCACCUGAAAUACAAAAUCAACUAAAUAAGCUUGUGCAGCGGUUUAAGUGAAGACUAGCUAAGGCAAGCCCACAGAAUCACAGCUAAGAUUUGUG